This is a messenger RNA of Rubroshorea leprosula, 1095 nucleotides long. The record is from the annotation of a GenBank genome assembly. Lineage: Eukaryota; Viridiplantae; Streptophyta; Magnoliopsida; Malvales; Dipterocarpaceae.
AUGAAGGUUUCAAAUUCGACUGGAGACAUGAAUCGUUUGCGAUUCAUUAAUUUGUCUCCUACAGAGAUCGAAAGUCUACAAAUGAUUGUAACAAUAUCAUUUGUCAGGGUAGACCAAAACCCAGCGCUUGUCUGAAGAGAGAAUCUAGCAAAAGUCUAGGCGACUGUUAGGUUUUUCCGAGGUUGCAGGGCGCUGUUGGCCCCGGCACCUGCUGCCAGGUCCUCAUCCGCUGGCGCUGCUGCUGUUGCUGCCACAAAAUCACCGUUGAAAUCGACUCAGAAGCCCAAGACGGCGAGAUCCCGGAAGCCUAAAUCGCCCCCUCGAACCAUGGCGAGACCCACCGGCAAUCUCAAGAUCCCUCCUGUUUCCCCUACCUUGAGCACGUUUCUUGGAGCCAAUAACGCCUCUCGCAGUGAUGCAGUCAAGCAGAUCUGGUCCUACAUCAAGACCCACAACCUCCAGAACCCAAAUGACAAGAGGGAGAUCUUUUGUGAUGAGGAGCUUAAGGUCCUCUUUGGUGGAAAGGAGAAGGCUGGUUUCUUGGAGAUUGGGAAGUUGCUAGCCCAGCAUUUUGUGAAGACUAAUUGACUGUUCGUUUUCAAGAAUCCAGUUUCGGUUGGCCAACCUCUAUUGAACAAGCUCUUUUAAAUUCCAUCUAUCUUGAAUCCCUUAUGGUGUAUCCCACUGAAUAGCUUUUAUUUUAAGAGCAGAACUCCUAGGGUUGGGUUUGCAACUAAACAGGUUUCUAGCUGGACAUGUUGUAAAAAUUUGGUAGGAAGAAGAUGAUUAGCUUCUUAUUUGCUUUGUGACUUGAAUUUCACUGUUGGUGAUAUCUGUGCUGCUUCGACUGACUGGUAGUAUGGUGUGGAAAAGUCGUUGAAAUGGGAAGCAUAUCAAAUUGUGGACUACGCAUAACAGGUACAGUGAUCUCUUGCAAGGGGUACGAAGCAAGGUUAUGCUUUGGUUCCCUGUUAUUUAAAUUGCUUGGGAGUAGCGUUUGUUAAUGAAUCGAGUUAGAGUAUAGUUGAGAAUUGGGGUACACAAGCUCCAUUCAUGGAGUUCGACCUUCAUGUAGGAUAAACUUAUCAUUUGUCA